UCCUCUUCCGGUCCGCGGGCCGCUGAAACCGAAAGUGUAGUGUUUGGAGCGCCGCGCGGAGAUUGGCUCACCUUCACCUGCGCGAGCCCCAGCCGAUUCAGUGGGGAACCCCGACGAGCAGUAAGACAUGAACGGAAGAGUGGAUUAUUUGGUCACCGAGGAGGAAAUCAAUCUUACUAGAGGACCCUCGGGGCUGGGCUUCAACAUCGUCGGUGGGACAGAUCAGCAGUAUGUCUCCAACGACAGUGGCAUCUACGUCAGCCGCAUCAAAGAGAAUGGGGCUGCGGCCCUGGAUGGGCGGCUCCAGGAGGGUGAUAAGAUCCUCUCGGUAAAUGGCCAAGACCUAAAGAACUUGCUGCACCAGGAUGCUGUAGACCUCUUUCGUAACGCAGGCUAUGCUGUGUCCCUAAGAGUACAGCACAGGUUACAGGUGCAGAAUGGGCCUAUAGGACAUCGAAGUGAAGGGGAGCCGAGUGGUAUCCCCAUAGCUCUGGUGCUGGUGCCAGUGUUUGCCCUCACCAUGGUAGCAGCAUGGGCCUUCAUGAGAUACCGGCAACGACUUUGAAAAGCUUGCUGUCUUCCAGUGCUCCCAGUAGAAGAUACAUUUCUCUCUCCCUCUCACCCUCCUCCCCUGCCAUUCUCCCAUAUCCUUCCCUCUCUGUGUAGCCAACACAUCAUUUUAAGAGACUGCUACCUAGCCAGGACCUCGCCACCCAAAUCUCCAAGUCCUUAUAUUCUAAUGGGAGAGUGAAGGCAUUGUUUGAAGACAAGACUUGGCUUGGAACAAAUGGGGAGUUAAUCUGUUUUGCUAGGACCACCAAUAGAAGUUCAGCUACAACCCAAAGAGGGAAAGGUCCAGUCUUCCCAUCAGCACGGGUGAUACCUGUUCCUUAGCUGGCAUGCCUCAAAGGCCAGCUGUGUGCUGCAAGAGAAGAGAGGAUUUUUCUCCUUAAUGAUCUUCCUUGGGAAGUUUUUGUGGCCUUUAUUUAAUUUCUAACUACAUACUUGGGUGCCUAUAUCAAACACAGGAUGGUGAGGAGAGCAUUUUUGCUUUUUCAAAAAAGCAAAUGCACACACACACACACACACACACACACACACACACAUAUACACAUCCAUAUAUGACAGUAUAAUAGUGAUGCCUCGUGGAGAAUUAAAGAAGUGGAAAGCGGCUCUGUGGUUUCAGGUUUCUGUUAUAAGGGAUGUUCUGAAUGGAAGAAUGCGAUGCGUAGCAGAAGUUGAGGGAGUGAGCCUUACAAAGAUGCCCAAAAAGAAAAAGAGAAGACCAAAGCAACUAAUCAGAAAUCUUAGAACAAUAUUUCUUCUUACAAUAGCUGUGGUGGAGUGGAGGUAAAAUGCCAUAAUCCAGCUUCAUGUAAGUCAGUCUGUUCCCCAAUCUUUGAAAUGCAAAGGUAAAUCUGACUGGUCUCUGGACUGCCCUAGGGACCUUUUUGGUACCUCACAGUCCUGUUAAAGGAUCAGCUGGCAUGAUUGUGGCGGUGCCUCCAAGGUGACACCUGAACCCUCUCAGGCCAUCUAACAGACUUUUGGUCUCUAGAAAUAGGCAAAUUCUGAGUGAUGGAGCCGCUCUCUGUCAGGACAGGCAUGAAGCAGCUCCGCUUACAACUCAGUUGAGAGGGUUUGGAUCACAAGUAGUUUUGAGAGGAUCUAAACACCGGCUGUGGCUUUGAAUGAACAAACCAUUUUGCAGGGAAGGGGAAGAAAAGAGUUUUAUCUUAGUGGAUAGGGAAGUUUGGUGGAUGUUUCAUGGGGAGACCUUGAGAGAAGGAGAUGGAUGAAUGGAUGCUCAGGAAUACCAAAGACAUUAAUGAGAUAGGAACCAGUCCGUUCAUGUGCUACUGAAUGUUGGUUUUAAGGCCCUAACUAAGGAGAGCUGAACCAAGACAGAUUCUCUAGCUUAAAAAGAAAUCAUUUCCGCCCUCCAGAUAUACUGGCUAUCAGCUACAGGCCUUACAUGAUCCCGACAGCAAUAGUGUGAACACCUGCCCUGAGGCAACCAGCCGUGUCCGACUUUUAGCGUGGAUAAUCUAGUCAAUAUUUUACACUUGUUGGUUGGACACCAGCUUUGUUAAGACACUUUUACAAAGAAUGUCAAAUUUAUACUGCAGACAGCAAAAGGGAACAGUUCCUGAGACUCAAAACACUUGGGAAAGUUCCCUGGAGAAAGGGGACAAAUUGAGGACCCUUGAGGAGCUCACAGUCUAAUUAAGGCAAUUCAUAAAUAGAUGAGAAGUUAAAAGUAUAUCAUAAGUAACAGUUGAAAACAACAAAUGGAAAAAGAAACUCAGAACAUGAUGUAGCAACAGAGAUGUGCAGGCAGCCAUCACAUUUUUUUUUUUCAGGAAUUCCAAAAAAGAAAGCUGUCACAUAAUGACAUCAGGCCAGAGUGUAAAGGGAAGGCUUUUAAAAAUAAAAACCUUAGACCUUUCCUCUGGGCCAACCAUUGCUCUAAGGAGAAACUUGCUUUAAACAAUCGCAGUAGGACUUAGGCUCUUACACCUGAACUGUUCAGUACCUUUGAGACUCACUUAGACGACUGUACCUGUAGGGCCCACAGAGAGUACGGACGGUGUUCUAGUUCUCACCUCAACCAGUCCCGCUGUGGAGGCACCACGCUGGGUGCCUGCCCUGCGUUUGGAGGCUGGUGCAGAAGCUUCCGCAAAGGGCCUGCUUACCUCCCGGAACUCAUCUCAGGGUUUGGACAUCAACUCUUGAGAGGACCUUGAGACAUUCAAAAUAAAUAGGACACUUAUCCCCUUGUUGGUAGAAGUUUUGCUUUGUCUAAUAAUAGGGAUUCCUAUGCACUUUAAUAAUUUAGUUUUUUUCUGGAAUUAAACAGCAUUAAAAGACCCAAGUUUUAGGCAUGAUUCAAGUUUUAGGCAAGUAUGCCAUUCAACUUUCCUGAUUCUCUAGAAAACUUUUAUUCUGGAUGAAGUAUUGAAGUCCAUUGUAGGUCAUUUAAAAAAUUCAUGAUCUAUAUAGAUCUUUCACUUUACAGAUUGUGUCUAAUAUUCCUGCUACCUAAAUUACUAUGUACAAGUUUUAAAAAUUGAAUGAAAGUAUUUUAAGACCAUAUACUUAAAACACUUCUGUAUUUAUCAUCUUAUAUGAAUAAUUUUAAUAAGACAUCGUUUGCUUCCAUUGUCUCUGUUUUCUUUUUUCCUGCCAAGUUUUAAUCUGUGCUAUUGAUUUAACUUAAUUAUUCACACCAUCUAGCCAUGUACAAUAGAAAAGGAAAUUAAUACUUGUUACCAUAUUUUGUGCUGGAUAGUGUACUAAAUCCUGAUUGGUACACUGUAUGUUUAUGACUCACAACUCUGAGAUCUAAGUAUUGUUUAAAAAGACACCAAAGGAAGGAUAAUAAAUUACUUUUCUAAGAUUACAUAGGUGGUAGUGGAAGAAUCAGGAUUUAACUCAGGACAUCGGAUGCCACUGUCAGUGAUAUUUCUUAUUCGCAGUGGUUAUCAAAGUGUCAAAACAUCAGCAUCACUGGGGACCUUGUUAGAAAAGUAAAUUCUUGGGCUUCAUCCCAGACCUGCUGAAUCAGAAACAGUACAGCACUGAGUAAUCUGUGUUGUAACAAUCCCUCCAGGUGACUGGUUGACCGUGAACUUUGAGAAUCGCUGCUCUAUGCCAAUAGUUGUCCUCUUUUUCUUAGGCUAGAAUCAUCUGGAAAGCUUAUAAAAUUCUGGUUCCCGGAAGCACCUAGACCAACUCAAUAGAAUCUCUGGGGGUGGGACUCAGGCAGCAGUAAAAUAAAGUUCAUCAGGUCAUUCCAGUAUGCAGUGUCAGUAAACAAUGCUCUGUGGCAUUUAAAUUCUUAAAUAACUUGAAUAGUCAAAUCACAUGCAGGCAUUGCUCCAGUCUAAAAUGAGAAUUUCACUUGGGCCUUUUUUUUUUUUUUAAUGUUUAUUUAUUUUUGAGACAGAGACAGAGCAUGAGCAGGUGAGGGGCAGAGAGAGAGAGGGAGACACAGAAUCUGAAGCACACUCCAGGCCCCGAGCUGUCAGCACAGAGCCCGACGCGGGGCUCAAACUCACGGACUGUGAGAUCAUGACCUGAGCUGAAGUCGGACACUUAACCGACUGAGCCACCCAGGCGCCCCUCACUUGGGCCUUUUAGAGCCGAACUGUGAGCUUCUGCCCAAGUGUGGAUGUGGAAUGAGAAGUGGAGCAUUCUGUGGCUUCUGAUUUGCUAAGGACUGGCCAGCAAAAUGUUAUUAGUGAUUCAGUGUGUGCAGCUAGUAAAUAAAUUAGAGCCAAAUCAUAGAACAUUAGAGCUAAAAGGGAACCAGAAAGAUUCUAGGAUUAAUCUUAGAGAUGAGAAAAUCCAGGCUCAGAGAGAAACUGACUGAGAUCUGAGAUCUAAGUCAGAUCAAAGACUUAGUCUAUUGUAGAAGUGCCCUUUCCAUCUCAUAUUUGUGACUUGAAUGUAUCCACUACAUGAACAUAGACAAUGUCCUUUCUAUCUCCAUCCACUUGUAUCUUCUGUCUUUGGGCCUUGAACAGAGACGGGAAGAGCUGACAGCUGAAGGGUAUUGCAGGCCAUUGGGCAAAACUGGGAGAUCCCACAGAAUCAUCUGUGAAAGCUCUAAUAUCAAAUUCAAUCACACAAGCUCUUCUGAAACAAAUUCCAGUAGUUUUAAACUAGAGAAGUGUGUGUGUGUGUUUUGAUGUUGGACAUUGUUUUUAUUGUGUAAAUAGCAAUUUAAACGGAAUAUGUAAAGAAACGGAACAUAACCAUUAGGCUGUCAAGUAUGGAGGGGGAGUGGUAUUCAUGUAAUCUCACGUGGAGCCAAUAAAGAUUUUACUCUAGUCAA
Molecule: messenger RNA, 4840 nt
Organism: Acinonyx jubatus (cheetah)
Lineage: Eukaryota; Metazoa; Chordata; Mammalia; Carnivora; Felidae
Gene: SYNJ2BP
Product: synaptojanin 2 binding protein
Exons: 4
Coding region: 128-565 (145 amino acids)
Molecular function (GO): protein binding
Source: RefSeq, a predicted model, not a curated record